CCACAAAAGGGUAUGCAAAAACAAGAAAUUUAAACCUUCCCCAUUACUCAAUGGCAUCAGAGAGUAACCACUCUCCCCAUCAAAACCACUAAAAUAGACGCAUAAACAACCAACCUGCAACCGUUAAGCGGUGAGCCCACGUAAAUAAAUUAAACCCCACGAUUCACGAACCAGAUCGAGAGAUAGAUUCAUAUUGCAGGCGGUUAAUUCCUUAAUUUAAUUACCCAUUUCUUGAUUUUUAUUAUCAACCAGCUGCCUUAUAAGCUACUCAUACACCACCUAAUCCUUUAUAUAAACUCUGUUUUUCAAUUCUUUCAAGUUAGUUUUAGAGAAGAUGGCGAGUGCCGAUCUUGAGAGAGCGAGAGGGGCGAAAAACAGAAGUUAUACGAGUAGUAAUAAUAAUGGCAAUUCGAGUUUUAAUCACUAUGUGGAGAGCUCUGAGAAGCAAUGGACGUCGUGGCUAAUUCCUAUGUUUGUUGUGGCUAAUGUUGCUGUGUUUAUUGUUGUGAUGUAUGUGAACAAUUGUCCCAGAAAUAAUCUGGGGUUUGAAGGUAAUUGUGUGGCUAAGUUUCUUGGUAGGCUUUCUUUUCAGCCCUUGAAGGAGAAUCCUUUAUUUGGCCCUUCUUCGAACACGUUGGAAAAAAUGGGAGCCCUGAAAUGGUACAAGGUAGUGCACGGGCAUCAAGGAUGGAGACUUGUCACCUGUAUGUGGUUGCAUGCAGGAGUUAUUCAUCUGCUCGCAAAUAUGCUCAGCUUAGUCUUUAUUGGGAUUCGUCUGGAACAGCAAUUUGGGUUUGUGCGAGUUGGGAUAAUCUACCUGUUAGCGGGAUUUGGGGGAAGCAUAAUGUCUUCCCUUUUUAUUCAUCAAAACAUUUCUGUUGGUGCCUCUGGUGCUUUAUUUGGCCUUCUAGGUGCAAUGUUGUCAGAGCUCCUUACUAACUGGACAAUCUAUUCUAAUAAGAUUGCGGCUCUAUUGACACUUGUGGUCAUCAUUGCUGUCAACUUGGCUGUUGGGAUUCUUCCACAUGUCGACAACUUUGCUCAUAUUGGAGGUUUCUUGACCGGUUUACUCCUCGGCUUUGCUAUACUAAUCCGUCCACAGUUUGGGUAUUACGAAAGCAGGCAUCUUCCCGAUGCUCGUGUCAAACCUAGGCACAAGCCUUACCAGUAUGGGCUCUUGUUGGUUGCUGUGGUUUUACUCAUUGCUGGUUUUACGGUGGGAUUAGUGAUGCUGUUUAGAGGAGUGAAUGGAAAUGAUAAUUGCAGCUGGUGCCAUUAUCUAAGUUGUGUGCCUACUUCAAAGUGGAAAUGUGAUAACUGAUCGGAGAUUCAGAGUCGUCCAGUUUUUUGUUUGUCGAUAAAUUUUAGGAAACGUUUGUUAUCGGAUUCUUCGUCUUCAUUUUACUGUCUAUGGUGUUCUUGAAAUUAUGUUACUUGCCAUUUGUUUAUUUGUUUAAGUUUUUUUUAUUCAUAGGAAAGUUUGGGAUGUUUUCUUACUUGUACAUGAGAUAGAGUAAUAUAUGGGGCUAAUUGAUUAUGUCGUUCA
Mercurialis annua (annual mercury) is the source of this 1546-nucleotide messenger RNA. Its product is annotated as RHOMBOID-like protein 2. The transcript is spliced from 5 exons. Gene Ontology annotation, cellular component: membrane. Gene Ontology annotation, biological process: proteolysis. Lineage: Eukaryota; Viridiplantae; Streptophyta; Magnoliopsida; Malpighiales; Euphorbiaceae. Gene Ontology annotation, molecular function: serine-type endopeptidase activity. The record is from RefSeq and is a predicted model, not a curated record. The coding region runs from base 335 to 1321 and encodes 328 amino acids.